AGGGUUUGGUCGCCCUUGGAUAACGCAACCAAGUCCUCACUGUUUGUUGGACAUCUUCAACUUUGGCAGAGCACCAAAAGCAGCAGAUAAUGGGAGAACAGCAAUAAGAAAAUCUUUUUCAAGACUCUCACAUGCUCUUGACACAAACUCACAACUGAAAUCAAAAUGCACUGCUGUUGGGAUGGCAAGUCGACGUGAAAAGAACCACCUUGUUUUUUUCUAAACCCUCUUGGGUCUUCUUUUCCACUGACUAUCUUCAACGCCUCGUCGUUUCUUCACCACUAGUUACACAAAAUGCGUCCCUCCCUUGCUACAGCAGUCCUCCCUCCUAGAACACGUUCCCACAACCCACCCAAUCUGGCGGUUGGAGGUCGGGAACACCUGUCAGCCCCUCGAAGGCGCAGCCCUCACUUACGGCACACCCUCAGCCCAGAAAAUCUGCGCACGCUGGCAGAGAGGGGUGGGGCAGCUGUUGAUGCCACCUCCGUUGUUAGCAGUCCCAUCGGGCUUACACGGGCUAACAGCGAUACGGACUUGGUAACCUCGCAUAGCAGGUCCUCUUUAACAGCAUCUACUCUGGAGUACACAUUGAACCGAGGCCAGAACCUUGUCAUAUCCUGGGAUAUCAAGGAAGAAGUAGAUGCGACUGACUGGAUUGGGCUGUACCAUAUUGAUGAAACCAGCCCUUCCAAUGUGUGGGACUGUAAGAACAGAGGAGUAAAUGGGACUCAGAAGGGUCAGAUUGUUUGGAGGCUGGAACCGGGACCCUAUUUUAUGGAGCCUGAAACCAAGAUCUGUUUCAAGUACUACCACGGAGUCAGCGGAGCACUGAGAGCCACGACCCCCUGCAUUACUGUUAAGAAUCCAGCAGUCCUGGUGGAGGGGCUGGCAGAGCAGGUGGGCGUUGAGCAUCCUCGGAAACUGAUCAGCUUUACUUUGACAGAUCUUUGUGCAACCGGUUUGAAGAAGGGCAUGUUUUUUAAUCCUGAUCCAUAUUUGAAAAUGUCCAUACACCCUGGAAAGAGGAGCGUCUUCCCCAUCUUCAGCCAUCAUGGGCAGGAACGGCGAUCAGCCAUCAUUGCAAAUACGACCAACCCCGUCUGGCAUGGCGAGAAAUACACAUUUGUCGCGCUAAUGACAGACAUCCUCUACAUCGAAGUGAAGGACAAAUUUGCCAAAAGCCGACCGAUCAUCAAACGCUUCCUCGGCCAACUGACUAUUCCUGUGCAGCGCCUCAUUGAAAAAAUACCUGGGGUCCAGCCUGUGAGUUUCCCCUUGUGUCGACGCCUGCCAACUGAACAUGUGAGCGGGCAACUGCAGUUUAAAGUUGAGCUAACCUCAACUGGCCCAGAUGGUGCGUCUCCUGAUUCCAUAAUUGGCAUUUCAAACUUGAACGGUGCCCCAGGAACUCCAUCUGAUGACGAGGACUUGCCCCAUCAUCUUCCAGGUGUGGUCUCAGCAGGCCUCUCUCCUACUGGCUCCCACAGCUCUCAUGGCAUGUGGGAAGGUGGAGCUACAGCCUUCCCAGAGAAAGACCUGUCUCUUGUCAGAGCAGAGGGCAGAUUAGUGGAACCUGAAACUCUUCCUGACCAUGAAAUGCUCCAGAGGUCACUCAGUGAGGGCCUGGAUGCUAUUGAAGCCCCUAAAGGCCCUGGUGAGAGACCUCUGGGAGCUGCAUCUCCUAAAUUGUGCUCUAGUUUUCCCACACACACUAGGCUGAGUGCCAUGCUGCACAUAGAUUCAGACGAGGAUGACGAGAGGUCUGGAAUCAAUGAUAUUGUCCCGGUGCCGCUGUCCCCACUGCUGAUAAAUGGAGACCCUUCAUAUGCUGGCGGCCCUGAUGAAGAUGAGCUGUUUCUCGAUCUUGAGCAGGAACCUGAACAACCGGAGCUCUCAGGGCAGGAAGGGAAGCCCACAGGUGUAGAUGCUAUAACUGAAGAUGUGGCUCCUGAGGUAGACACGGUGCUGAAUGUAGAGGCAAAUGUAGACUUGGAAGACAUUUUGGAGACAGAUGUUUUCCUUGAGGUUGAAGAGGUUCCAUUCACAGAAGCCAGAAUCCAAACUUCUCUGCCAGAGGGAGAAGAGGUAACUGAGCAAGGAACAGGGCCUGGAGAGGACCCCUCCUCAGAGAUUGACACUUGCUCUAUGGCAACGGCACCGCAGACUGUCUUCUCAUCAUCAGAGAGCAGUCCCAUCACACUGACUGCUGCUGUGGAAACUGAGGAAGGAGCAGAGACAGCUAUAGAUCCUGGGGGAAAUGUGGAACAAGGCAACAGACCAACUAGUCAAACUGUAGAUGAUGAAGGUGGUGCUCAAGCCACAGUUAUGGAGGCUGAAAGAGAAGUACCACCUGGCAGAGAACGAGAGGAGAUUGAAGAGAUUAGGGUUAGGAGGCUAAGCUUGCAGGCUGCAGGGGGUGUGGCUGAAGAACAGGAAAAAAAGGAGGCAAAGACACAAGAGGACGUGGCCUCUUUGGAUUCAGAACAAGUUGCCACGGAAACGGAAAGAGAGGAAGGAAGCCAUGUCAAUGGCCAUCCUGUACGUUCACUUCCUUCUGUGCGUCAUGACAUUCAUCGAUACCAGCGUGUGGACGAGCCUCUUCCUCCCAACUGGGAGGCUAGGAUCGACAGCCAUGGAAGAAUCUUUUUUGUGGACCAUGUGAACAGGACAACUACAUGGCAGCGUCCCACUGGACCUCCUGCUCCACAGGGCUUAACCCGCUCCAAUUCCAUUCAGCAGAUGGAGCAGCUCAAUCGCAGAUAUCAAAGCAUCAGGAGGACAAUGACCAACAGUGAUCGGUCAGAGGAAAGCACCACAGACUUGCCUGAACCAGAGGGUGAACUGAUGCCCCACUCCAUUUCUGAGUACCGUAGAGAAAGUGCAGUUCCUCAUUCCAGCGGUCGUUCGCGCCUCUCCCUGCUGCUCCAGUCACCCAGCGCCAAGUUUCUGUGCAGCCCUGACUUCUUCACCGUGCUGCAUUCUAACCCUAGUGCCUACCGGAUGUUUACGAGCAACACCUGCCUGAAGCAUAUGAUCAGUAAGGUGCGCCGUGAUGCUCAUUACUUUGAGCGCUACCAGCACAACCGAGACCUCGUCACCUUCCUAAACAUGUUUGCCAACAAACAACUAGAGCUUCCCCGGGGCUGGGAGAUGAAGCACGACCAUACUGGGAAGCCCUUUUUUGUGGAUCACAACUGUCGCUCAACCACCUUCAUUGACCCACGGUUGCCCCUGCAGAGUUCCCGCUCCACUGGGCUGCUCGCCCAUCGCCAGCAUUUGAGCCGUCAGCGCAGCCACAGUGCGGGAGAGGUUGUGGAUGACACUCGCCAAAGUAACCCUCCCAUCAUCCCUCGUCCCUCCAGCACCUUUAGCGGCUCCAGUCGAAGUCAGUACCAUGAUGUGGUACCUGUGGCCUACAAUGACAAGAUUGUUGCUUUUCUGCGGCAGCCCAACAUCCUUGAGAUUCUUCAGGAAAGGCAGCCUGAGCUUGCCAGGAACCACUCUCUCAAAGAAAAGGUACAGUUCAUUCGCAGUGAGGGAGUCACUGGGCUGGCUCGUCUCUCCAGUGAUGCUGACCUUGUCAUGUUGCUGAGCUUGUUUGAGGAGGAAGUGAUGUCAUACGUGCCGCCAUUACUCCACCCAGGUUACUGCAUCUCUUCUCCUCAGAGCUCACCUGGUACCCAGCGAGCAAAUGCUCGUGCUCCAGCUCCCUACAAGCGAGAUUUUGAAGCCAAACUGAGGAACUUUUAUCGAAAGUUGGAGACAAAAGGUUAUGGACAGGGACCAGGGAAAGUCAAGCUCAUAAUACGCAGAGACCACUUGCUAGAAGAUGCCUUCAACCAGAUAAUGUGCUACUCUCGUAAAGAUUUACAGAGGAAACUAUUCAACCCAUACUACGGACUGUUUGAGUACUCAGCCAACGACACCUAUACUGUCCAGAUCAGCCCCAUGUCUGCCUUUGUGGAUAAUCACCAUGAGUGGUUUCGCUUCAGUGGGCGCAUCCUGGGGCUGGCUCUUGUUCAUCAGUACUUGCUAGAUGCCUUCUUUACCCGUCCAUUCUAUAAGGGCCUUCUUCGCAUACCCUGUGACCUGAGUGACCUGGAGUUCCUUGAUGAGGAAUUCCAUCAAAGUCUGCAAUGGAUGAAGGACAACGACAUUGAAGACAUGCUGGACCUUACCUUCACUGUCAACGAGGAGGUCUUUGGACAGAUAACAGAAAGAGAGCUGAAGCCAGGUGGGGCUGGUAUCCCUGUUUCAGAGAAGAACAAGAAGGAGUACAUUGAGCGAAUGGUCAAGUGGCGCAUAGAGAGGGGAGUCGCACAGCAAACAGAGAGCCUUGUCCGAGGCUUCUAUGAGGUGGUGGAUGUCAGGCUGGUGUCUGUGUUUGAUGCAAGGGAGCUGGAGCUGGUUAUUGCUGGAACUGCAGAGAUUGACCUGGCAGACUGGAGGAACAACACAGAGUACAGAGGAGGUUACCAUGACAACCAUAUCGUGAUUCGCUGGUUCUGGGCAGCUGUGGAGAGAUUCAACAAUGAGCAGAGACUAAGGCUCCUGCAGUUUGUGACGGGGACCUCAAGUAUCCCCUAUGAAGGUUUUGCAUCGCUACGAGGCAGUAAUGGACCCCGCAGGGCUCAUACGUGUUUUAAUCGUCUGGACCUACCACCUUACCCUUCCUUCUCAAUGCUCUAUGAGAAGCUGGUCACUGCUGUUGAGGAAACUAGCACGUUUGGCUUGGAGUAAUGUCAAAUCAGCUGGCAGCCAAGGUUGAGCUGGGAAGGAAGAGUCAUUUGGAAUUAUUUGUUUCCAGCUUUGGAAGGGCAUGGGAGGGGGGACAAAAAACUCAUUUCCCUCACAAGGCUACUGACUCCCAGUGAACAGCUCUGCUAUAUUUCUCCAUCUGGCUUUACGUCACUCAGCAUGCACGUCUCCGAUUUUCUGCCUUUCUGUCUCAUUAUGACAUUGAUCAAGUAAGAAAAACUGAAAAUAAGAAGAAAGUUUGAACAGCUGUACAGUACAAAUUCUUGUUUUCAUGGUAAUCUGUGUUCACUGAGCCACAUGUGUGCUUUAUCUCUUUAGUUAAUGGCCUUGGUCACUGAAUUUCUUACAGCUUCACUUAAGCUCCUCCUCCAAACUGCAUCUCAGAGAUAGCUGUUCCAUAAGCUCCUUCUCCCCAUCCAGACCUUGAAACUGUGUCUAUCUCGCGUUGAGGCUACAGCAUUAUGAGAUAUAAUACACAAUUUACACAUUUUCUUUUUAUUCAUCAUACAAGCCAGUGUUUCACCUGAGAACUUUGGUCUGCAUGGAAAGAUGACACAUGAUAAACUCCAAAGCAAAAGUUAGCCAGUCUCCUCCUUCUUAUCUUAUGGAAGGGGAAUACAAUGGUGAGCAUAAAUACACAUAUCACUUCUUCUAAAACUAAAAAUACACUUGUUUGCAAAGUUUUCUUCCUCAUUAAGAUAGAUAGGGAGUGACAAAAUGUGUGAUCUAGGUCAACCCCUUGGUGAAAAUGAUGGCAAGUUCUGCUCGGGGCUGUUUCAGACAAUACUGCAGAGCACUAACAUUAGUUGCAAAGUUUUGGAAACAUCUGAGAAAAACUUUUUCUAGUAUGAACGUAUCAUCAGUCACUCAGUCAAAUUGAAAUUCAGGAUUUCACAGGUUCCUGAUGAGCAAUACACAAACUUCCACUUACAAACGGGUGAAACUUGCUCUCAUGUUUAAAAAACAUGAGCUUGUUCCCACUGACAUAGUCUCUUUCAACCCAGUGAAAAGUGUACUGUACCAAAUCACUGAGUGAAUGUAUCAGCCUCAAGCAGCUCUGUUUACCCCUGUCACACAAUCCUGAGAAGAAAGACAAGGUGGAAAAGUUGAUGCAGAAGAUUUCAAUUGUGGCUAAACUCAUUGGCAUGAUAUAAAAGGUACCUGCUGAGCUGGGUGCAGUCAUAUGAACUGAUUUUAGUGCCUUUUAGGUAUUAAAAGAAAGCAGAGAAGAUUAAAGUAUUUCAUACCUCAAGGAUGUUGAGUCUAAAGAGCUGCAGUUUAAAAAGCCAAGUGUCAACACAAAUAAGGCACCAAUGUGCUCUACUAUUACAGUGGGAAUAAAAUUAAAAGGAAAAUUAUUAUCAUGUUACUGAAUGGCCUGACCACAUGAAAUGGUGAUGUUGCAAUUACCUUUUAGAACCUGUGACUUUUACCCCACUGCGGUCUUAAAUCCAUUUCUCUUCCUAAGUACACACCCCAGCCUCUAAAAACCCUGUCACUCUCAUAAACUUUAAUACAUGUGCAGACACACACACACACACAGGAAAAAAUGCAUAUUUGCUCAUUUUUCUAUGGGGUGCAUGCAAGAUUACACCUUCUGUACAGACACCUGUUAGUCCACCUGGACUGGGAUUGCGGUUAAGCGCCCUCAAAUUUGAUUUGAGAUGUGGAAGCUGACCAUCGGUUUCUCAGAUGCCUCAUCCAAGCCCAACAAUGCAUGCAGGAUGUGCCUGGUAAGCUCUGUGAGCUCAGCUUGGCAGAAACUCCCAGGUGGUGUUGUGUUAUAGCUUGAUAUUGCAUGCUGAAAUAGAACAACACACUGUCCCUACUAACUUUUUUGCAUGAGGAUAUUGCUAUCCAUUCAGACAAAAGGAGCUGGUUAAGUCGUGUCAAGUUGGUUAUGACACUCACUCGAAGCAUGCGGCCUUAUGCUUACCUGACACUGUCAAAGCUUGAGUGUUUUGCUCUGCGGUUGAGAAUGUGUGGAGUAGGUGAUGAAUGGACCAUGUGUGACUGUAGUUUUCUCUUAGACAGUGUAAGACUGAGUAUUUUGGCAGCAUGUUUCUAAACUCUUGUUACAUUCACAUGUGUGUGUCUGCCUACCUUUGUAAUAGGUUGAUGGUUAUGGUUCAUUGCCCAUGAUAAAGUAAUGAAUCAGUAGGGCUGUUUGAUUUUAGAGAAAUGUGAGAGCACAUGAAUGUGUACCAUGUGCGCAGUCCUUAUUGUCUCUUUGUAUAUAACUAUAUGUUCGUCCUGUUGUGUGUAUAAAUAUAUAUUUUGCACUGAAUGUACCAAAGUUUGGGGCUUGCAAAGUCAAUCAUUAGGUGUGCUCUCGAUUUCGGUCUAACCAACACAUCCUACGUUUGGCUUAUGCUACAUUCUUGCAGAACAUCCCCUCAUGUUUGCUUGACAGGCAGAUGUGUGGCAUGGGCAGCAAUGCUUCAAGUUAGGAUAGACUGUACAUCACUUGGCCAGUUAUUCAGUCACAACAAUGAAGCUUCUCUGAAGUAGAGGAAUUGUAAUACUUCCCUUCAUAUCCAGAUGAAGACAGCUGCACCUCUAAUCUCUUCUCAAACAUUUCUGACAGGACCCAGCUCCACUUUUCAGAAUUUCACACUAUGCAAAGCUCCUGUAUGUGUGUCUACAUUUCACUCAAAUGAUUGUAAUAAAAGAGAACAAAUCAAACUUAUUUAUUAGCAUGUUUUGUUACUUAUAUACUGAGAGAUAAAAAGCCCAAAGCAGUCAUCUGAUCUUUAGCACUUUUUUAAAGUACAUGAAAUAAACAAUAAUAGUGUUUUUCCAUAGCAAGACAAAAUCUAAGCCAAAAUGCAGAAGCAAUGUGGGUUUUUUUCAUAUUUUUGAGAACUUUUUUGUUAUUAAAAAAAUCUCAAGGUUCAUCAUAGCUAUCUUUACAAGUUGGGGGCUGGAUUUUGCAACACCUUGAUUUUUGCUGGUGUGCUUGUGGUCAUUGUCCUAUUGCACGACCUCCCAUUUGACUCUGGAAUAUUUUGGUGUACUUCAAUGAGCUGAAUACUGCGUGAGAUCCUUCGCUUGCCAAACCAGCCCCAAUGGACCUCCCGACCAAUGUGUUUGAAAAUUGGUAUGGGGUGUUGUUUGGUUUUCAGAUAAGGUGGUGGUAAGAAUUGUGAGCUUUCUCUUGGCAAACUUUCCCGACAAGCCACACUUGCACAGUUUGAAUCUGUAUCGUGCGGUUACAUUUAACAUACUAACCUAGGCCUGUGGAGUCUUUUUUAUUUUAUUUUUUUAAUAAUAGUAAUUAUGAAUGAUUCUCUGUCUGACUUAGACAUGUAGUAACUGGCAUUUCCAUUCCUGGGCUGACUGGA
Menidia menidia (Atlantic silverside) is the source of this 8102-nucleotide messenger RNA. The record is from the annotation of a GenBank genome assembly. NCBI's taxonomy places the organism in Eukaryota, Metazoa, Chordata, Actinopteri, Atheriniformes, Atherinopsidae.